AUGUCUGAUAUCAACCAAGUUAAACAAAAGGUUAAACAAUCCUUGCCAAAGGGUACCAAAAAAUUUGAUUCAAAAUCACUUCAACAUGUCAACAACUACUCCUUAGUUAAACAACUUGAGCAAUUGAUUUUAUCCAUUUCCCUUUUCAAAACCAUUCAUCAACAGUUUGUAUUGCCAAUUUAUCAAUUUCUCAUCACUAACGUAUUGUCAAUUUCUCCAAUUUAUGAAAUUGCCGACUUAGUUGAUGGAUUCAAUCUUUAUUUCCUUGGUGUUUUCGAUCAUUUGUUUAUUGACUUGCCUAACAAGGUCAUUAAUUUUGUUGUCGUAAAUUUCAUCAAGCCUAUCAAUCAACAAAUUAUUCAUGUUAAUAACACAUUUUUAAAACCGGUUGAAAAUGAAGCCGAAGAUUCAAUUUUCCAAAUUUAUUACACUAUUAAAUCAAUUGUGUAUAAUGCUACAUCUACUGCAUUUUCAAAAUCGAACGAAAUUCAACAUCAAAUUUUAUCAACUUACAAUCAAGAAUUAUCAUCAACACCAGCAAACAAGUCAUAUUUGGAAAAAAAUUUAACCGCAAGUUACAAUACUGGAGUCAAGACCGUCAAGACUUUAAAUGAUGAUUUUAUUGUUCCUUUAAAGAAUCAAACGCAAGAGUUUGUUACAAAUGGUAAAAAGAAUGCCGAGUCAUUUUUGAAAGAGACUAGGGAUAAGAUUGAACCUAAAUUAAAUAAUGCUGCUGCUGAAUUGAAUGAUAAAAAGGAUGACUUGUUGAAGAACAAUUCAGUUCCCGUGCCAGCUAAUUAA
Lodderomyces orthopsilosis Co 90-125 is the source of this 801-nucleotide messenger RNA. RefSeq lists its product as uncharacterized. The transcript has a single exon. The record is from RefSeq and is a predicted model, not a curated record. Lineage: Eukaryota; Fungi; Ascomycota; Pichiomycetes; Serinales; Debaryomycetaceae. Bases 1 to 801 code for a protein of 266 amino acids.